UGGAGGGCAGCCAGGCGGCCAGUGUGAUGGGCGGCGGCGGCGACGGCGACCCCUCCUGCGAGCUGGCAGUUGAUGCGCGGCGGCAGCGGCUGCUGCGGGUGCUGCGGCGCGCGCUGAGCGGCCCCGCCCUGACUGCCCCCCUGGAGCGGCUGCGGUGGCACUCGUACGGCCUGCUGGUGGUGGUGCUGCUGACGCAUGUGGUGUGCUACGUGCUGAUCAAGCAACUCAUUGAGAAGCAGCACACCAACGUGUAUGUGGUUCACCGCCAAGCGCUAGCCAUGGACCGCUCUCAGCUGGUGGUGUGGCGCAUCAUGAUGGGGCCCUACUGCGAGCGCAAGAACGUCACCGCAAAGGUGUCAGCGUGCGCCAACACCAUGAACUACACGCUUGGGAAACUGGCCGACAACAUCGCGCUCCUAGAGCAGUACCACCAGGAGGUGUACCUGGGCAGUGGGGGGCUGCGGAGGCUGCAACCAGAGGUGUACGACACAUGGACUGCGAAACACCUGCAGUACAACAUCUACCUGGACACCCGCCCCCCCGGCCAGCUGGCGGAGGCGGCGGGGGUGUGGCAGCUGGGCAACCGCUUCCUGGCGGCUGCACGGGAGGCGCUGUACUGGAUGCCGAGGAUGAGGGACGCGUACCAGGCCCACCGCUCCUGGUCCUUCCUGGUGGACGCGGGCCUGGGCCCCCUGUUCGCGGGGUACCAGGGCUCGCUGGAGCUGCUGAUGGAGUCGGCGUGGAGGGCCAUUGAGAGGAUGAGGGCAGACCUGGUGGUCAUGCUGGUUCUUGAGGCGCUGCUGGUGCAGGUGGUGUGCUGCGCCUACCAGGGCCGGCUGCUGGUGCGGGUGGAGAGGGCGCGGCUGCUGGGGGUGCUGGCGCUGAUGGGGCUGCCGGGGCAUGUCGUACGACAGCUGGCUAGCAGGGAGAUCAAGGUGCUUGAGGACGAUGAGGAGGAGGACGCAUGGAGUGUGGGCGGGGAGGAGGUGGGGGAGCUCCCAACUGCUGCCACCACCACCAC
Molecule: messenger RNA, 1021 nt
Organism: Astrephomene gubernaculifera
Lineage: Eukaryota; Viridiplantae; Chlorophyta; Chlorophyceae; Chlamydomonadales; Astrephomenaceae
Source: the annotation of a GenBank genome assembly